CAUGGCCCUCGGGCCGCCGGCGCGGCGCCCAUGCCCAGCGCGCAGCCUCGGCCGCUCGCCCCGGGCCGCCUAGCCCCCCGCGGGCGCGAUGCCGAACGCCGCCGGCCGGGACAGAGCGCUGAAGAUGUCCCUGCCCCGCAGGUCGCGGGUCCGCUCGUCCGUUGGUGAGCGGUGUUCCCGAGUGGCGUCCGGCCGGGCACCUUCAGUGUGCCCUGCAGAUACCUGUGACCCUGGUGACGACACGCGGCCCAGAAGGGAGAGGCCCUUGCGUGGAGUCCUAGGUGUGGCGACGUCUCAAGGACCCGUUCGUCCUUCUUCGGGCUACAGGAAGGCGGAGGAUGAGAUGUCCCGGGCCACGUCUGUGGGAGACCAGCUGGACGCCCCAGCGCGCACCAUUUACCUCAACCAGCCGCAUCUCAACAAAUUCCGGGACAACCAGAUCAGCACGGCCAAGUACAGUGUGCUGACGUUUCUACCUCGAUUCUUGUAUGAGCAGAUUAGAAGAGCUGCUAAUGCCUUCUUCCUCUUCAUUGCCUUAUUACAGCAAAUUCCAGAUGUAUCUCCAACCGGAAGAUAUACCACCCUGGUGCCAUUGAUCAUUAUUUUAACAAUUGCAGGCAUCAAAGAGAUUGUAGAAGAUUUUAAGCGGCAUAAGGCAGACAAUGCAGUUAACAAAAAGAAAACAAUAGUGUUAAGAAAUGGUAUGUGGCAUACCAUUAUGUGGAAAGAGGUGGCGGUGGGAGACAUUGUGAAGGUCGUCAAUGGGCAGUAUCUCCCAGCAGACAUGGCCCUCCUCUCCUCCAGUGAACCUCAGGCGAUGUGUUAUGUUGAAACCGCUAAUCUAGAUGGGGAGACGAACCUUAAAAUACGUCAGGGGCUGAGUCACACUGCUGACAUGCAAACAAGAGAAGUGUUGAUGAAGUUAUCUGGAACUAUAGAAUGUGAGGGACCCAACCGCCACCUCUAUGACUUCACUGGAAACUUGCACGUAGAUGGGAAAAGCCCUGUUCCCCUUGGGCCCGACCAGAUCUUAUUAAGAGGUACACAGCUUAGAAACACUCAGUGGGUCUUUGGCAUAGUUGUUUAUACUGGACACGACACCAAACUCAUGCAGAAUUCCACAAAAGCACCUCUCAAAAGAUCGAAUGUUGAGAAGGUGACCAAUGUGCAGAUCCUGGUGUUGUUUGGCAUCCUCCUCGUCAUGGCCUUGGUGAGCUCAGUGGGGGCCCUGUACUGGAGUGGGUCGCAAGGAGGAAGGGACUGGUACAUCAAGAAGAUGGACACGACCUCGGAUAAUUUCGGAUAUAACCUGUUGACAUUCAUCAUCUUGUACAACAAUCUUAUUCCCAUCAGUCUGUUGGUGACUCUUGAGGUCGUGAAAUACACUCAAGCCCUUUUUAUAAACUGGGACACAGACAUGUAUUAUCUCGGAAAUGACACUCCUGCAAUGGCCAGGACGUCAAACCUUAAUGAAGAGCUGGGGCAGGUGAAAUACCUGUUUUCUGAUAAAACUGGAACUCUUACCUGCAAUAUCAUGAACUUCAAGAAGUGCAGCAUUGCUGGGGUAACCUACGGCCACUUUCCAGAAUUGACCAGAGAAGCAUCCUCAGAUGAUUUUUGCCGGAUACCUCCUCCCCCUAGUGACUCAUGUGACUUUGAUGAUCCUAGGCUCUUGAAGAACAUUGAAGAUCAUCACCCCACAGCUCCCUGCAUCCAGGAUUUCCUCACCCUUCUGGCCGUGUGCCACACCGUCGUCCCGGAGAAGGAUGGAGACCACAUCAUCUACCAGGCUUCCUCCCCAGAUGAAGCCGCUUUGGUGAAGGGAGCCCGGAAGCUGGGUUUUGUCUUCACGGCCAGAACGCCAUACUCCGUCAUCAUAGAAGCCAUGGGACAGGAACAGACAUUUGGAAUCCUUAACGUCCUGGAAUUUUCUAGUGACAGAAAAAGAAUGUCUGUAAUUGUUCGAACUCCUUCAGGCCAACUUCGACUCUACUGUAAGGGGGCUGAUAAUGUAAUUUUUGAGAGGCUUUCAAAAGACUCAAAAUACAUGGAAGAAACACUGUGCCACCUGGAAUACUUUGCCACGGAAGGCUUGAGGACUCUCUGUGUGGCUUACGCUGACCUCUCUGAGCAUGAGUAUGAGGAGUGGCUGAAAGUCUAUCAGGAAGCCAGCACCAUCUUGAAAGACCGAGCUCAGCGGUUGGAAGAGUGCUAUGAGAUCAUAGAGAAGAAUUUACUGUUACUUGGAGCCACAGCCAUAGAAGACCGCCUUCAGGCAGGUGUUCCAGAAACCAUAGCCACGCUCCUGAAGGCAGAGAUUAAAAUAUGGGUGUUGACGGGAGACAAACAAGAAACUGCAAUUAAUAUAGGCUAUUCCUGCCGAUUGGUGUCCCAGAAUAUGGCGCUCAUCUUACUGAAGGAGGAUUCUCUGGACGCAACACGGGCUGCCAUCACGCAGCAUUGCACUGACCUCGGGAAUCUGUUGGGCAAGGAGAACGAUGUGGCCCUCAUCAUCGAUGGCCACACCCUGAAGUACGCGCUCUCCUUUGAAGUCAGGAGAAGCUUCCUGGAUUUGGCGCUUUCGUGUAAGGCGGUCAUAUGCUGCAGAGUGUCCCCCCUGCAGAAGUCCGAGAUAGUGGACGUGGUCAAGAAGCGGGUGAAGGCCAUCACCCUUGCCAUCGGGGACGGGGCCAACGACGUGGGGAUGAUCCAGACGGCGCACGUGGGCGUGGGGAUCAGCGGCAAUGAGGGCAUGCAGGCCACCAACAACUCGGACUACGCCAUCGCGCAGUUUUCCUACUUGGAGAAGCUCCUGCUGGUUCACGGCGCCUGGAGCUACAGUCGCGUCACCAAGUGCAUCCUGUACUGCUUCUACAAGAACGUGGUCCUCUACAUCAUCGAGCUUUGGUUCGCCUUUGUUAAUGGAUUUUCUGGGCAGAUUUUAUUUGAACGUUGGUGUAUCGGCUUGUACAACGUGAUUUUCACAGCCUUGCCGCCCUUCACUCUGGGAAUCUUCGAGAGGUCCUGCACCCAGGAGAGCAUGCUCAGGUUCCCGCAGCUCUACAAAAUCACCCAGAACGCGGAAGGCUUCAACACGAAGGUUUUCUGGGGUCACUGCAUCAACGCCUUGGUCCACUCCCUCAUCCUCUUCUGGUUUCCCAUGAAGGCGCUGGAACACGAUACUCCAUUGGCCAGUGGCCAGGCCACAGACUAUUUAUUUGUUGGAAAUAUUGUUUACACGUAUGUUGUUGUCACUGUCUGCCUGAAAGCUGGUUUGGAGACCACAGCUUGGACUAAAUUCAGUCACCUGGCUGUCUGGGGAAGCAUGCUGAUCUGGCUGGUGUUCUUUGGCGUCUACUCCACCAUUUGGCCCACCAUCCCCAUUGCUCCAGAUAUGAAAGGACAGGCAACCAUGGUCCUGAGCUCCGCACACUUCUGGUUGGGAUUAUUUCUGGUUCCCACGGCGUGUUUGAUCGAGGAUGUGGCAUGGAGAGCGGCCAAGCAUACCUGCAAAAAAACGUUGCUGGAGGAGGUGCAGGAGCUGGAAACGAAGGCCAGAGUGAUGGGAAAAGCGAUGCUACGGGACAGUAAUGGAAAGAGGAUGAAUGAACGUGACCGCCUCUUGAAGAGGCUCAGCAGGAAGACGCCCCCCACUCUCUUCCGAGGAGGCUCCCUCCAGCAGUCUGUCCCUCAUGGGUACGCCUUCUCUCAAGAAGAGCACGGAGCUGUUACUCAGGAAGAAAUCGUACGCGCUUACGACACCACCAAAAAGAAAUGCAAGAAGAAGUAAGAACGUGAGUUGUCCUGAUUGGUCCCAGGAAGGAGAUGCGGUUCGUGGCACGGAGUGUUAACACAGCUCUGGCAGGAGAGACUGGUGUCAGCAGCCGAAACACCAUGCGACACAUUUCCGUGGCCUUAGCCAACCGGUUUGGUAGUUAUCCAGUCCCUUGCAAACCUGCAGUAGCCCCCGCAGGGGCAGCCAUCUUUUCCCCGUCCUGCGUGUCUGCAGUGCUUGGCCUCACUUCCGUUUACAUCGUCACUAAGCGUUCGACUUGCUUUGUGAGGUGUGAAAUUAAAGACGUUACGUUUCACCAACGUUUACACACCAGUGCUAGCUGUUCUGGGAGAAAGCAAGGGGGUUUGAUGUUGCGUGAGAAACCCCCCUUGUGGGCUGGCUGCGGGGGCACACUUACUUCCUGUCAUGCUGACUCACAGAAUUAGGUCCACCGGGUAGCAUGUAAGCUUCAUUGUAGGCAGGCUGAUGUCUCGCUUUGAUUCCUCUGUUGUGUGUGUGAUGUGGGCAUAGACUUCUUGAUUGCAGUGACGUCACAAAGGUGUCUGUCAGCGUGGUAGCCCUGCGAAGGCUCACUCAAGCACUUAUUGGAGCGUGCUCCCCAAUUACAGCAGGGCAGACGGAGGGGUGCGCCAGGGUUCUCCUGCACCCCUCCCGGGUGCUUCUGUGGCCCACUGGCCUUCGUCAUCUCAGACCUUCCGCAUGGCUGACUGCUGUGCUCCUCGCAUGGCCACCGGUGGGCAACCCAAUGAAAUCUGCCCUACUUCCUGUUCUAGCACAGAUUCAGAGACCGAGGUGAGAAACCCACUCUUCCACGCUACCCUCUUCCUCCUAUAACUAAAGAGAAGCAUAGCUCUCCCGCAUACACUGGGAGUGUUUGUCUGCCUCUGUCCCAGGACAGAGAAGCCCGUAGGUCAGUGUGUGGUGGCAUCCCUCCACGGUCCUGCCCUGCCCAGGCUCUUAGUACUCGUCCCCCAACCUCCAGGCCCCUGGACUUUGGCUUCCACUUAAAUUAGACCCGCACGUGCUUUCUUGGGAGUUCGGAGCACAUUUUGGAUUUUCACUGUUGGGGAACCACUGAAUUUAUAGCGUGUCUCCCCCAGUGAAGGGACACCCCUGUCCCUCUGCCACUCUAAAAUCAGAGAAAAUGCGUGAAUCCAGUGGGAGAGUCGGGGAUCCUGAGGCUUGGUGGAGGAAGAAAACCAUCAAAGGAGAAAGCAAGAGGCAAGGCCACAGAGACACUGGGAGGAAGGCGCGAAGGACAUGGCAGCCAAGUCUCAGUGGAGGCUGGACUCACGCCCUGCAGCCCAGGCAGUUGGGACCAUCAGCCUAAUGCAAGCAGGAGGCUGCACGAGACGUUGACGUGCAGUUUUAAUUGAAAAGAACUCCAGACAUUUUAAGGAAAUGCCCAUCUCUGUGUAGAGGAAGUUUCCUCCCUUAUCGAGUAGGUGUUAGAGCCUCUCGGAAAGUCAAGUGUCCUGAAUCUCAGGCAAGGAAGAGAAGCGCUGAGUCACCGACUUUCCAAACUGCCGCCUCCUAAAUUUGGAUGGAACUUGUGAGCCCUCGGGCAUGAAUGUGAGCACGUGGAGCCCUUCAUAAAUGACCAGCCUGGAGGCAUGCUCCCUCCUCCCCGCUUUGGUUGCCAAGCCAGAUUUCUGGAUGGCUUAACAUAAAUACUUCUGGGCAGCUGUUACUGCUUAAAAUGGCACAGCUCUUCAGCGAUGGCUGGGCUAAAUGGGGAAAUAAAACAAUAGUGCACUUUGCUUCCUUAUCCUUUAUUUUUGGAAGUCCACAUCUCACUGGGCAUUGUAAUAACAGAGAGUUAUGAUUUGCUUUGACUUAGAAAACUAAUCCUUCACUCAUGACAUGACCAGGAUUCAGAGAGGGCUUACAGGGAAGCAGAAUACAGUGAGGCUUAAAAAAUUGCUGUUCCCACCUCCCCAAGACGCUAAACCGUUUUUUAAAUGCUAGAGCACCCAGCGAGAUGAAUCACGGAAGGGCUGUCAUGCAGGAAUUACAUGCCCCCCCACCCCCGCAAAAUGUGCCUGUAAUGAACAGGACAGACCAAGGCAAAUGUCUUUAUUGGACACCCAGAGGAUGAUGUCCUAAAUGCAUAGGAGAAAUGAACAUUUGAAUUGAAUGUGCGUUAGGCAUCCUGACCAUUCGGUUUCCUUUGGAACGAAGCCUGUCUGGAAUGGGGAACUCAAACUCAUUCUUUGUCACACUCUUAGUUCUUUCUUUAACUUGAAGCCUUCAGAAUUAGAUUUUUGAAUUACUCGUGUGUGUGUGUGUGUGUGUGUGUGUGUGUGUGUGUGUGUGUGUGUGUGUGUUUGGGCUUUUUGUUUUUUAUUUUUUAAAAAUGCAGCUCAGAUUUUCUGAGGUUUUAGUAUAUAUUCCAAUUCUUUUGAAAAUGGGACUAAGCAGUCUUUGCAGUUAUGAAACAUGCACACAGGAGAAACCAUUAGAUGGGAUACCUUUCUGUUCUCUCGCGCAGCUACGUUCUCUGGUAGCCACAUGACUAAAUUGGGCUUCGAGGAGAAACAGCUGUCACUGUGUGCGAUGUAUAAUAUUUAGCCGUGGCCAGCGCAGCGGCUGUGUCAUCCGUCCUCUCUUCAAAAUUGAGGUCAGAGUGUCACACACAGCCCCUCCCCAGGGAGCAGGGUGGACUGGAGUAAGUUGCAUACUCUAGCUGUCAACUCAGUGGAAAUGCCACAUGGGACUUGUCACUCCGCCACAUGGUAAGUGACAUACAGGCUGGCAGGUCAGACUUGGUCAGCACUACAUGGCCUAUAAGUAGCAGCAUCCACCGAGGCCCGGCCCUGGUCUGGUUUAUACACAGACUGCCGACUCUCAUUGGAGUCUGUGUUCCAUUCUGGCUGACUCCACAGAAGGAAAAGACCGGCCAUUCCACGCCCUGAGUUUUGAGUUCCACUACAUACCAGCACGGGCGGGCAAGGGCGGCUCUGGAAAGCGCACCUUCAAAAGGCAGGAUAGGAGACCAGACUAAACCAGCCGUUUCUGCUCGGCUGUCUGGAUUAGCGCUCCCUUGCCGGUCAGAAUGGGCUUUGUCACAAUUUGGGGAUGUGGCUGAUGUGUCCAUCCUGUCUCUCUGCAAAAUAGUCAGGGCUUCUUGAUCAGCUUUAUGUUCUCCCAUCUCCCAAAAACGUGAUCAUUUUGGGGGGAAUCAGUAGAGCGUACAAAACCCGCGCUUUGGAGACAGGAGAUGCCGUCGCUUUAACAUCCACGGAGUAAUAUCCUAAAUCUUGAACCUGAGUUUUGGCUGGGCAAGGCUGGGAAUUCUGUUGGCGGUUUCUUUCCCUUGACAGGGCUUCAGGUCUUGUUGUAGGGAGCUGGCAGUGACAAUCAGUGAUAACUUGUCAAGAAGCAGUGAAUAGUGAAAAAGAAAAAGCACGUAUGAGUAACUAAUGUCUAAAAUGCAUAUAGAUGUAUAUAUUAUAGGCGUUUAGAUGGAAUUUUUUUAAAAGAAGACUAUAGUCCAUAAUCUAUAUCUGUUACAACAGUGGCCCUUGAUCUCCUUUUUUGAAGAGGAUCUUCUAUCACAUUUCUGUUCCUAGGGAUUUAUGUCUCAGACCACAAGUCAAGUAGAAUGUUUGCAAAAUUCUGCUACAGGAUGAGGUAGUCUUUCGUCUUGAACAUGUGAAGGAAGUGUGCACGUUUCAGCUGGCAUCCGGACCACUACCAAGGGUCAUUGUCCCAAAGUAAUUCAAGGAGUGAUUUCGCCUCAGCGUCUGAAAUGUAGACUUCGUCUCCUGGAGUCCGUAAAAAUGGCGGACAGGGGGAAAUCUGGUUAAGCAGAACCCGAAAUAAUAACCUGGCAAAGAAAUGAGUUUAUGGGGUCAAAUUAAAGGACGGCACCCCCCCUCACAUCCAUCAACUACUUUCUUCAUGCAAAUGCUUAUAUUAGCAAAUACAGUAGUGAUAGAGAUGGUGGAAAUAAAGCCCUCCCCACUAAAAAGGAAAGGCAGACAUCCUUUGGCCUUGCUGCGGGUUCUCCAUUGGCUCAACGUGGUUGUUGGUCUUAGUAUGGCCUUGGGAGAGAUUAUUUAGACUCAUCCUAGCCAGUUUCCCAUCCUCAAAGGCGAGGAGGAUGGUUACAGGGGUUUCCAUGGGGUUGUAGAGGUGAGAGUUCAAGAUCCCCCAUGAUGGUAUAUUAAGAAGCGUCCCCAAAAGGAAUAGACCCGGAAUACUCGAUGUGUGGUAGCCUUCAUUUAUUUUUUUUCUUAGCAUCCCAAUAGGGUGCUCCUGUGCAACGGUACACAUUUCCUUCGAUAGUACCUGAGCUUCGCCGAAUGCCACACCUCAACUUGCACUCCAUUUGAAGCUCUCUCUUAGCUUGUUGGAUACGACCUUGGCAAACCAGGAUGCAGUGUUCCAUGCAAAAGGCCACUGAGGCCAACAUAGUGUUCAGAAGCUACAAAAAAGGGGGGGCAGAAAUAGGGGGGCUCGCUCACCCUGCUACCCCGCCCCAAGCAAAAUUCAGGGUUGUUAAUUCUGACAGACACCUGUGCUCCCCUGACCGAGAGGGGACAAAAGAGUGAUUCUUUUACACCCAGGCUGGCUCCUUUUCAAUGACAGUCUCUCACCCCAGUUGCCUCCGAGGCAUCCACUCGGCUCCUUCUCUCAGGCUCCAGCCCAAGAAAAACACCAAGCUCACAAGAUUAGCCCAUCGGCAUUUCUUCUGACCUGGCUAAAGAAAGAAAGGAGAUGUGUUCCUUUUAAAAGUCAGGAACGGAAGUGUCAGGUGGCUUUGAUUUAUGACAGAAAUAGGAAGAAGAAAGUUGAGGUAAUAGCGCUCUCCAAACAAGCCUGCCCAGGAAACCGAGCGGUCAAGAGAGCUUAUCAAGAGCCUUUUAUAGGCAGGCUCUUCAGUGUGGCAGAGAAGGGGCCAGAAGGAGGGGGGAAGCCUGAAGGUGAGGAUGUGAGCCCACUUGCAAUGGGAUUCGAUUCAGCCAUAUCCGUAAAGAUAGCCACGCAGCUACAGGUGGAUUACUGAACACCGGUUUAAAAACGGAAGAAGAGAAUCUGCCCUCCCGUCGGGUGUCUCUCCUUCCCGCGAGAUCCCUGCACAAAGCAGCUACUUUCCGGGUUUUUCGUGAAUAAAAUCAGUGCGUGCGCGGACACACGCAUUCCUCCACCUUCUUUCUCCCGCGUUGCCAGUGAUCGCCGAGUUCAGAAGCGCGCCCCCUGCUUCCGCGGGGGCCUCCCUCUGCAGGGCCCUUGCUACCAGCCGCCGCCAGCCAGCUGCAGGGGUGAGGCCCCGGGGGCCGCCAGGAGCAGCGGGGUCUGAAGCCUGCCUGCAGUGUCGUUGCUGCAGGCCCCCGAAUUGCUUGAGUGCAGCAUCUUUGUGGUGUCUUUCUCCUGCGAGCAGAGCCACGUGCCCCCCUGCGUGCCGUCACGUCUGUGUUCCGAUUGCCUAAAUAUUGUUUGCGACAGGGAGGUUUUAAUCUGGUUAUGCAGAGGGGAUCGGGGCUGUGGGGGCACGUUUAAUUGGCUCCCAGCAGAGUAGCGAGCGCGUCUGUGGAGUGUGGGGAUUUUUUGUUCCCUCCCUCUAGAAGUGUUACCAUUUUCACGUCUUGUUAAUGUCCCCUGGUUGUUAAAUUACAGCCGCACAUUACAGCGGAGCCGGGUGCCCUCCUGGAGUGAAUACAAAUGAAGGGCAUUUACUUGUAUUUUUAGAGGUUUGGGAAAAUGUAGUGAUUUGUGGCUUUGAUCAAUCCUGUUGACUGGUAUAUGUCUGCACAAACCUGUUUCAAAUAAAUCUUUUGUUAAAGUAAA
This is a messenger RNA of Hyaena hyaena (striped hyena), 9589 nucleotides long. RefSeq names its product phospholipid-transporting ATPase IB. Gene Ontology annotation, cellular component: plasma membrane. The transcript is spliced from 39 exons. The coding region runs from base 89 to 3790 and encodes 1233 amino acids. Gene Ontology annotation, molecular function: ATPase-coupled intramembrane lipid carrier activity; ATP binding; ATP hydrolysis activity. NCBI's taxonomy places the organism in Eukaryota, Metazoa, Chordata, Mammalia, Carnivora, Hyaenidae. The record is from RefSeq and is a predicted model, not a curated record. Gene Ontology annotation, biological process: phospholipid translocation; neuron development.